Molecule: messenger RNA, 2664 nt
Organism: Plasmodium vivax (malaria parasite P. vivax)
Lineage: Eukaryota; Apicomplexa; Aconoidasida; Haemosporida; Plasmodiidae
Exons: 3
Coding region: 1-2664 (887 amino acids)
Source: RefSeq, a predicted model, not a curated record
AUGUCCUCCGUCAGGUGGGUGCACAGGAAGGGGCAGAACUGCGAAAAGCGAGUCAUCUCGCUGAACGAAAUCAAAGAGAGGUACCUGAACGACGCCGCAAACCAGAGGAAGGACAGACGGAAUGAGAAACCUUUUCGCGAUGGGAUAAACGCAGACACGGGGGGAAAAAAGGGAAAAAAAAAACUCAUAACAUUUUACGAAAAAAAGCCAGAAAAAACUGCUAAUCAGCAAAGGGGGUUGAGCGAAAAAAAUGUCAGUAUCCAUUUUGGGAAAAAAAAAUAUUGCUGUUCAGGUGAAAAAGGAGAAACGAAAAAUGGCUGUUCGGGGUGCGGCGGGAAUGUGGCCCCCCCUGGUGGUCAACAUGGUCAACAUGGGGCGUUUGGGAGCGCUAUCGAUAUGGGAAGAGCGGCAAUAGGAGGAAUAUGCGGAAUAGGCGGAACAGCCACAAUAGGCAGACCCUUGGGGGGGGGAAGCAACCCGGGUCCUCCUCACCAUGCGCAGCCACAAGUGAACAUUAACCUAGACGUGAACAUUCAAUGGAACAAACAAAACGGGAAAAUUGAAAAGGACAUCUGCCAUGUAGGGGGCACGAGCACCUUUCACGGGGAGAAGCGAACGUGGCAUCCUACAGAAGGUGACAGAGAAGGUAACACAGAAGAUGAUGGCGAAGGGAACAUACGGGUGCCCAUCAGUGAGAAGCGCUCCGGGGAGAAUGGCAACUGGAGUGACUCCCCUGUAGGAACAGCCUACCCCCUCAGUAGUGAGGAGGUCCUCCUAAGGGGAGCGAAGCAACAGAAGGAGUAUGAACAGGAUAGAAAAAAAAAAAAAAAAAUUAUCCUAUCAAUUAACAAAAUUAGUAACAUUUUAAAAAAAAAAAUUUUGAAGUACUUAACACGUUGGAGGGAACAUUCGAUAGUGAGGCCCCCCCGUCCCGUCUACAAAAAAUAUUCCAAAAUUAUUUCCCCAACGGAGAAUCAUCAUGGGGGUAAAAACGGGGGGUCCCUCACCGCACUGUCGGGACACACCACACAGAGUGCAUUCCCACGGAGGGUAGAUAUGCCUUUGUUGUCUUUUCAAAGAGUGCCAAACGGGGGGAACUAUCCCGAGCGGGGAAUUCCCAAUCCCCUGGGGGGAGGAGUACCACAGGGUGGAUCAAAGGAAGAAACUUCUUUACGGGUGAACACAGAGGAGACCAUCCCAAAGAGCGAACUCUCACACUGCAACGAAUCGGGGGUACCCCCAUUUGCAAAAAAAAACAGCAAAGAAUGUUUAAAGGUGUAUAGGCAGCUUUCCCAGAGGAAGGUCCUGACGAACACGCUGAUUGACAGCUUCAACGAUGUGGACAUACACGACCAGCGGAAAAAGAAAAAGUACCUCAAGUUUUUUUCCAUUUUGCUGUGCCUCUUCCUGAGGAGGCACAUGCACAGGCAGUUGUCUGUGUUUUUUUCGGAAGAAAAGCGAAGCAUACGGAAGUUCAUCAACAGUAGAGUAUAUGCUGUGACCAUCCUGGAGGGGGCGCUAAAACGGAGGGAGAAAAAAAAAGCGCUGAGGCAGUUGGCACUGUUGGAGAGGGAGAAGCGGGGGGGCAGAGAGGAUAAGCAAACGCUCCACCAUUAUGGUGACCACCCCAUAGAGAGCAACAGCACCGAGGAGAGCAGCGUUUUGAAGAGCGCGCCGCACCCGGUUGAGCCUUCACACCGAGAUAACUCCUUGCAUGAUCACCGCGUUGCCGAUUGUACGGAGGAAAACGAACCAAAACUCACCCCCAGUAGGAGCCACGAAAAGCCCUGCUUUGGCAAGCCGAAAAUCUUUAGGACAGACGACUUUGCCAUGUUCUUCAAAAAAAAAAUACUAAAAGAAAAAGAUGACAUUUUGCAAAAGUGUCUGUUGAGAUCCAAAUCAGAUGCAGUGUUAGAUUUUUUAAAAAUGAGUCGGAUGGAAAAUUUCUCCAAAAAAGCUACCUGCAGUUCAGCCGUUUUAAAUUUCCCCGAUGCUGUUUAUUACAAUGAGGAUAUGAGGAGCUCUACACUCCUCGAUCGGUUCUUCACAGCUACGUACAGCCCGGAGGUGCACACUGGCCACCACCAUCCCCACAGAGAUAAAAUACACCUGUCCUUCUAUGAGCAUAUGAGUGACAAUUGCACAAUGGUACGUAGCUCAGUGGAUUACCACCACAGUCAGAACAAACGGGAAACCUACAUGCACUUUAAAAGGGAGUGUUUCGAAACGGGGGGGGGUAACUGUACGGAUUCAGCUAGGCAAAGUGGCACCGGAGGUAAGGAACGCCUUCCUACAAGCGUAGCAGAUGCGAUUAAUACCGCUGGCGCGAAGGUGGGAUCCACCUCGGACGUCAUGAAUAAACUGGGGUGUCUCAUUGGGGACUCAAACUUCCUGAGCGGCGUGACGGCCGGGGGGGGAAACCAGAUGGACGACUCCAGUGAGGAGGACGUCAAUGACAAAAGGUGCAGGAUGUUCUUUAAGCAGUUUAAGAAGCAGCUCACCAUGAAGUGUAGGGAAGCAGCGCCGGGGGAGGAACUGCGUGGCGAUGACCGCCACAGCGGGGAAGACCAUCUCGGCGAAGCGGACGAGGCGCAAAACGGGCUGAGCCUCAGCGACCUGAACAGCACCGUGGGGGUGUCAAAAGAUGGGGCGACGUAUACGUGA